AUGCUCUACAAAUGCCCACAGGACGUCCCUCACCAUGCAGCAUCCCGCAUGCGGACGGACCAACUCAACGUUCAGGAGGAAAGGCUCGGGGGCAUUGCUAGAUCUAAACUCUGUUUCUCAGGAAAACGGGAAGCUGACAACCCUGCCAGGCACAGGUAUCUGCUCGGGGCAGUGGGCUGGAGCUCGGCGGCCGUGCUGGGAGUGCUGGGGGUGGCUGUCUUCCUCCUGGUCCUGUCCCCGGUGAAGGAUGCUGCCCUUCCCAAGCAGAAUAAAUACGGUCUGGUGUUUGACGCUGGCUCCACACACACAUCUCUCUACAUCUACCGGUGGCCCGCGGACAAGGAGAACAGCACUGGCAUCGUCUCCCAGGUGGAGACCUGCGCUGUGUCUGGACCCGGCAUCUCCAGCUACGCAAACAACCCGGCUGGGGCUGGAGCCAGCCCGAAGCCCUGCCUGACGGCAGCCUCUUGCUGUUAGCCCUGCUCCAAAAGCUCCCCAGCCAUUGCCUCCUCCACCAUGUGGUCUUUAUCUCCUUCCCUGGGCAGGGAGCAGAACGACACCAAGGCCAAGCAGGUCUUCGAUGAGGUUUCCAAGGCCAUUGGCGAGUACCCUGUGGACUUCCGCGGAGCUCGGAUCCUCACGGGGAAUGAGGAGGGCUCCUUUGGCUGGAUCACCGUCAACUACCUGCUGGAGACCCUGGUCAAGUGCUCCUUCACAGGCCAGUGGACCCACCCGCCGGCAGAGGUUGUGGUUGGAGCUCUGGAUCUUGGUGGAGCUUCAACCCAGAUCACGUUCCUUCCCGAGACCACCAUAGCUGACAGCAGCACGAGAGCCCUCCUCAGGCUGUACGGGACCAACUACUCCAUUUAUACCCACAGCUACCUCUGCUAUGGGCAAAAGCAAGCCCUGAAGAUGCUGAUGGCAUCCUUACACCAGGGCAGCCCACCUUCCCAGGAGAUAUCACACCCCUGCUACCCCAAGGGAUACCAGGAGAACAUCACCACGGCAGACCUCUACAACAGUCCCUGUGUCCGUGCACCAAGCACGCCCAGCCCUGCACAGGUCCUCAGGGUGACAGGCACAGGGAACCCAGCCGCGUGCAGCACUGCCAUCCAGAAGCUCUUCAACUUCAGCUGUGGGGCCAACAGGAUGUGCGGGUUCAACGGGGUUUAUCAGCCACCUGUGCGGGGACAGUUCUUUGCCUUUUCGGGGCUUUAUCACACCUUUCACUUUCUGAACCUGACUGGAGGGCAGUCCCUGAGCUCGGUCAAUGCCACCAUUGGGCAAUUCUGCAACAGCAGCUGGCAGAAGGAUUUCCCCACCAUGAACAGGACCCACCUCCGCGACGCCUGUGCCAGCAGCUCCUAUGCCCUCACCCUUCUCCUGCAAGGCUACAAAUUCAACGACACGACAUGGCUUAAUAUCCACUUUGUCCGGCAGGUCACUAACGUAGAUGUGGGCUGGGCUCUGGGCUACAUGCUCAACCUCACCAACAUGAUUCCCUCCGAGGCUCCCCCGAGAGUCAUAGGGCUCCAGAGGAGCAACUGGAUAGCAGCCACGGUUUUACUGGCCAUCAUGCUCAUCCUCAUCUUCUGCCUGCUCACAGUCAUAUGCUGCCAGAAAAACUCUGGUUAUGAGAGGCUCUAGCAGCGCUGGCU
Molecule: messenger RNA, 1658 nt
Organism: Egretta garzetta (little egret)
Lineage: Eukaryota; Metazoa; Chordata; Aves; Pelecaniformes; Ardeidae
Product: ectonucleoside triphosphate diphosphohydrolase 8
Exons: 10
Biological process (GO): nucleoside diphosphate catabolic process
Cellular component (GO): plasma membrane
Molecular function (GO): UDP phosphatase activity; GDP phosphatase activity
Source: RefSeq, a predicted model, not a curated record